Coregonus clupeaformis (lake whitefish) is the source of this 2982-nucleotide messenger RNA. Its product is annotated as probable ATP-dependent RNA helicase DHX58. Gene Ontology annotation, biological process: response to virus; positive regulation of interferon-beta production; innate immune response. Gene Ontology annotation, molecular function: DNA binding; zinc ion binding; single-stranded RNA binding. Gene Ontology annotation, cellular component: cytoplasm. Bases 213 to 2249 code for a protein of 678 amino acids. The transcript has 12 exons. NCBI's taxonomy places the organism in Eukaryota, Metazoa, Chordata, Actinopteri, Salmoniformes, Salmonidae. The record is from RefSeq and is a predicted model, not a curated record.
GACCCCUCUUCACACGGAAGUGCUUUUGGUUUCGUUUUUCUAUUUGGGUGUCAGUUCUGGUGGAUCUUCGUCAGUAAAAACCCCUCUGUACUCAAAACCUGGCCACAACGGACCAUGGACAUUAUCUGCUGCUGAUCCAAAACAUAGAGCUGCUUCAGAAACACUUGGACAAGGAGUCAGGUGUUGUGUGUGUGGACCAAUAGACCAGUAGGAUGGCAGACUUUGGGCUGUAUGGGUACCAGGAGGAGGUGGUUCAGAGGGCUCUCCGAGGGGAGAACAUCAUCAUCUGGCUGCCCACCGGAGGAGGAAAGACCCGGGCUGCUGUAUAUGUGGCCAAAAAACAUCUGGAGAAUAACCCUGGAGCUAAGGUGGCCGUGCUGGUCAACAAGGUUCAUUUGGUAGACCAGCACUACAACAAAGAGUUCAAACCCUACCUGGGUCGGGACUAUAGCCUGGUGUCUAUCAGUGGGGACUGUGACCAGAAGGACUUCUUUGGCUGCGAGGUCAAGAACUCUGACCUGGUCAUCUGUACAGCACAGAUACUGGAGAAUGCCCUGACCAACCAGGAGGAGGGAAAACAUGUCGAGCUCUCACAGUUCACUCUGCUGAUCAUUGAUGAGUGCCACCACACUCAUAAGGACGGUGUCUACAAUAAGAUCAUGGGGCACUACGUGGCGCAGAAGCUGAAGGGGGAGAGCCGGCUGCCACAGAUCCUGGGCCUCACUGCCUCUCCUGGGACAGGGGGAGCCAAGAGCAUCAAAGGAGCUGUGGGGCAUGUGCUGCAGAUUUGUGCCAACCUGGACUCAGUGAUUGUGUCGUCUAAAGUGUAUGCCCCUGAGCUGAAGAAAAAGGUCCCCAGACCCAGGAAAAGGUUUGACAUCGUUGACAGAAGACCUCAGGACCCAUUUGGGGAUCACCUGAAGUUCAUGAUGCAGUUGAUCCAUGACUUCAUGGCCUUAGGGCCUGACUUUCCUGUCAGGGAGUUUGGCACGCAGGAGUACGAGGCAGACGUGGUGAUUCUGGAGAAGAAGGGUGUGACGGACAGGAACAGACUGCUGGCCCAGUGUGCUCUCCACCUGCGUCAGUACAAUGACGCCCUGCUCAUCAACGACACAGUGCGCAUGGUGGAUGCCUUUAGGGUCCUAGAGGCCUACUAUAGCACCAAGAGUUCCACUGCCAUGGAUGGAACCGACUUCUUCCUGCUUGGACUCUACCAGGAGAACGAGGUGGAGCUGAGGAAACUGGCAGGCGAUGACCGGUUUGAAAACCCUAAGAUGGGGAAGCUUCAGAGCACCCUGCUGGAGCAGUUUGACCAGGGUGAGCACUCCAGAGGCAUCCUCUUCUCCAAGACCCGUAAAAGCACCCACUGCUUGUAUGACUGGGUGUCCAAGAACCCAGCCCUGCAGCGCGCUGGUAUCAGGGCAGCCAUUCUGACCGGCGCUGGCAACGGCAUCAAUUACAUGACCCAGAAUGAGCAGAAGGACACAAUCAGCCACCUCCGCCAGGGCUCCCUCAACCUCCUGAUCUCCACCAGCGUAGCCGAGGAGGGCCUGGACAUCCCAGAAUGCAACCUUGUGGUGCGCUAUGGGCUGCUGACCAAUGAGAUCGCACAACAGCAAGCCAGUGGCCGGGCUCGGGCAAGUGACAGCGUUUACUCUGUGGUGGCCCAGGCAGGGGGGCGGGAGGUGCGUCGGGAACAUCUCAAUGAAUGUCUGGAGGAAUUGACUGGCAGGGCCAUCAGCGAAGUGCAGAGGAUGGAGCCCAGGGAGUUCCAAAUUAAGAUCACUGAGCUCCAGACAGAAGCGUUGUUGACCAGACAGUUGAAAGAACAGUUGAAGAUCAAGAAGAAGGGUUGUUUCAGUGCUGCUAGCAUUCAGCUCUCGUGUCGAGGCUGUUUUGUGCUCGUGGCCUUCGGCAAUGACAUUAAAGUCAUUGAAAACGCACACCAUGUCAACAUCAACCCUGACUUUGAGAGGUACUAUAAAACCAAUGGGCAGACACUUCUGAAGACUUUUGAGGACUGGGAGCCAGGCCGUGUGAUCAGCUGUGCUGCCUGUGGCAAGCAAUGGGGAAUGGAAAUGGUAUAUAAGGAGAUUGCCCUGCUGCCCAUUCUGGCCAUCAAGAACUUUGCCAUGGAGACUCCAGAGGGAAGAAAACUAGCCAAGAAUUGGAAGGACGUUGAGUUUACAGUGGAGGAGUUUAACUUCACCACAUACUGUAAUAACAAGUUCCCUGGCAUGUUCGAUUGAUACACUAUUACACUGGAAGAAGGACUACAACUGGUGUUUUCAUGGUUUUCACCUUUCUCUUCCUUUCUCUCUCUGUCUCUCAGUCUGUGUUGCUUAGUCUAGGCUACUUGUGUGUUCCUUAUGCAUGAUCCUGAAGUGUGUCAUAGUCCUAUGACGGGGGGAGAGAUUGCUGUGCCUUGGGUAUGGUUGGUCCGGUAAAUCAGGUCUGGCCGGCACACUGCUAUAGGCGGUGUGACGCGGCAGCGUGCUAAAGCAUGUUACACAAUGUUCAGGGUUAGAAUUAGCGCGACAGCUUUGUUUAUGCCCAAGGUCCUCUCUCCCUCCCUCUCUCACCAGAGACGUGUGGGUUUCUUCUGCUCCAUCGCAGCCAAGCACGCAAAAACAUAUGAACUUAGCAGCCCUGUUCUAAGAUGAACUCAAAUUAUCAGUUUUUCUAUUUUUAGCAAAGUACUAUCAGCAUCGUCCAUAUUUUGUCAUGAAUUUGAUUUAGUGUGAAUCUGUACUGUCUUUGUUUUAGCUUGAACCUGAAACGUAUGCCCCCGCCCCGAUACUGCCUGAUACUUGCUGCUACUUGAUCAUGUAUGAAAACAUUCAAAUUGGGAUUUCAAAAUAUUUUUAUUAUACAGACAUACUAUUUUAAUGUGUUCAGAACUGUGUGCCUUUCCUUGCCUAAAACAAUUUAAAUUGUUCUACUGUAAUUACUUUUUUAUUCUUGAUAAAUAAUUUGACAUUA